AUGCCGAUCGAAAUGCCUCAAGGCUUACCAUUCUCCGUAGACACAUGGACUCCAUCCUCCAAAAGCAGCAAGCGACACCAUUUCCUGACACACGCUCACAAAGACCAUUCCUCCAACAUCACUUCUCAUUCCUCUUUCCCUAUUUACUCCACUCUUCUCACCAAAACCCUACUUCUCCAACAUUACCCUCUCCUUCAUGAUUCCCUGUUUUACCUAAUCGAAGUAGGUCAAUCAUUGAUCAUACAUGAUCCCGAUGGAGACUUCUCCGUCACUGCUUUUGAUGCCAAUCACUGUCCUGGUGCGGUGAUGUUCUUGUUUGAAGGCCAAUUUGGGAGGAAAGGAAAAAAGCCAGCAUGUUCUCUUGAUUGUGUUUUCUUAGACUCUACUUUUGCCAAUUUCUCUCGUCCCAUGCCUACCAAACGAUCCUCUAUUCAACAGGUUGUUAAUUGUAUAUGGAAGCAUCCUGAUGCGUCAACAGUCUAUCUUACCUGUGAUGUCCUCGGACAGGAAGACAUCCUUGUUCAAGUGUCCCAGACAUUUGGAGCGAAGAUAUAUGUUGAUAAAGCCCAAAAUCCAGAAUGUUUCAAGAAUUUAAUGGUUACCGCGCCUGAAAUCAUUUGUGAAGACCCGUCUUCCCGCUUCCAUUUAUUUGAUGGAUCUCCAGGACUAUAUGAAAGAGCACAAGCAAAACUGGUUGAGGCCAAGGCAACUCUCCAGACUGUGCCUCUCAUUGUGCGCCCUUCUGCUCAGUGGUAUGCUUGUGAAGAACUCUCGGAUGUUCAAAAUACUAGAAAAAAGAGGAUGAAUGAAGCAGUUAAGGAUCAGUUUGGUGUUUGGCAUGUCUGUUACUCAAUGCACUCUUCCAAGGAAGAAUUGGAAGAGGCGCUUCAACUUCUUGCUCCAAGGUGGGUUGUUUCAACAACCCCUCCCUGCAGGGCCAUGGAGCUCAAUUAUGUUAAGAAAUACUGUUUUAAUUCUGAAGUCCGUCUAAAUAACUCUGUGCUGAAGCUUCUGGAUAUGACUGUGGAAACUUCUGGCGAUGUUGAUGCCUAUUUCAAACCUGUAAACUGUCAUCCUGUGCUUGAAGGGAACCCUCAGCCUUGUGCAAAAACUAAAUCACCUAUCAAGCAGUGCACUGAUGUGAAAGCAAUGGAAGAGUUGACUCUUAAUCGCUCGCCUGUCACGUUAUUUGGAAGAGCAAGGCUUGGUAUCCAAGAUGUCGACUGUUUACGAGUACGGUGCAAUAUUUUACCAGUUAAUGCCCCUUUGCAAACAGAUUCAAGUGAUGCAAAACAAGAAUGUUUAGAUGAUGUUGCUGAAGUGAAAUGGGAGAGGUCACCAGAAAGAAAGGAAGAUUUACAUAAUGUGAAUAAGAAUCCACAAUCUGAGGUUCAAGAAAACACUAGAGUUCACGAGUCUUACAAAAAUAUUGGAUCCCCAGGCUUGAGUGAACAUAUCAAAAAGUAUUACAGGCCAAUGAAUAUUCCUACGCUUCUUCCCUCGUUAGUGGAUCUUAGGAAUUCCAUGAAACGUGCCAAGAGGAGAAUUGAUCGCUUUUCAGCGGUUAACUUUGAUCGGAAAAUGCCCAAGGAUUGA
Molecule: messenger RNA, 1596 nt
Organism: Vicia faba (fava bean)
Lineage: Eukaryota; Viridiplantae; Streptophyta; Magnoliopsida; Fabales; Fabaceae
Source: the annotation of a GenBank genome assembly